Cannabis sativa is the source of this 1041-nucleotide messenger RNA. Its product is annotated as protein PAL OF QUIRKY. The transcript is spliced from 2 exons. The record is from RefSeq and is a predicted model, not a curated record. NCBI's taxonomy places the organism in Eukaryota, Viridiplantae, Streptophyta, Magnoliopsida, Rosales, Cannabaceae. Gene Ontology annotation, molecular function: protein binding. The coding region runs from base 201 to 803 and encodes 200 amino acids.
UGACAGUUUUACAUUACUUUUACUUCAUACCAGCCUAUGAAGCAUAAACACUAUAAAUAAGGGGUUAAGGGUACCAUACAUAGGCUUGAAGAGGCAAAACAGAAAGCAUCUUCCAGAUUAGUCUUCUCUCCUCCACUCUUCCAAUUACACAAUCUUCUCUCUCAAAAUCGAACUUCAUCUCUCAAAUUGAACCUGCAAGCAUGGUCGGAACCACUCAGAAACCCUCCACAGUCACCAAUAUCAAGUUCCUCUGUAGCUACGGCGGCAAAAUCCUCCCUCGUUAUCCAGACGGAAAGCUCCGGUAUCUCGGUGGUGAUACUCGCGUUCUCGCCGUCGAUCGCUCGAUUUCCUUCACCGAGCUAUCGUUGAAGCUCGUGGAAUUGUGUGGAACUUCCGUUUGUCUCCGUUGUCAAUUGCCGUCGGAAGAUCUUGACGCUUUAGUCUCGAUCACUUGUGAUGAGGAUCUGAUUAAUCUGAUUGAGGAAUACGAUCGAGGUGCUUCAUCAUUAUCAUCACUGAAGAUCAGAGCGUUUCUAUUUCCUCCAAAAUCAGUAAAAAAAAUCUCUCCUCCUCCUUCAUCGGCUUCGUCCAGUUCAUCUUACAGUACUGCUCAGGUUUCGACUCCAAGGUCUCCGAUGUCAUCAUUCACCGACGGCCGGUGCCUCCGACAGAUCGCUCCACAUAUGGCGUUUCAAAAAUCGGUCGUCUCUAAUAGAGCACCCUACUAUGCUCAUCAUCACCAUAAUAUUCAUGGAAAUCCAGGCCAAGUCUACCUCAUUCACCAUGGAAACCACUGGCAAUAACCAGAAGAAGAAAAAAAAAAAGAGACGAUGACGAAAAUGAAAAUAUUCGUUCAAUUUUAAAGCCAAUACUACAAAUAGUAUAAACAAUUGGGGCCUAAACGAAAAAACGAAAAAAACAAAGGAGUUAUAUAUAAAAAAAAUGCAGUAUAUAUAUGAUGUAUUUGGAGCUGUAUAUCGUUUGAGAUGGAUUGCUUUUAGAUCCCUGGCGAUUAAUGAAUUUCAGUCCAGUUUGGUGUUU